Mustela lutreola (European mink) is the source of this 1696-nucleotide messenger RNA. RefSeq names its product lectin, mannose binding 2 (gene LMAN2). The record is from RefSeq and is a predicted model, not a curated record. Gene Ontology annotation, cellular component: Golgi membrane; endoplasmic reticulum-Golgi intermediate compartment; endoplasmic reticulum membrane. NCBI's taxonomy places the organism in Eukaryota, Metazoa, Chordata, Mammalia, Carnivora, Mustelidae. The coding region runs from base 98 to 1168 and encodes 356 amino acids. The transcript is spliced from 8 exons. Gene Ontology annotation, molecular function: D-mannose binding. Gene Ontology annotation, biological process: endoplasmic reticulum organization; Golgi organization; endoplasmic reticulum to Golgi vesicle-mediated transport.
GGUGACAUUAGGGUUGAAGGGUUUCCCGCCGGAGACAUGAGGUGGGACACCCGGAAGGCGGAAGUCCUAGGGCGGAAGUGGGCCAGAGGAACGGAGAAUGGCGGCGGAAGACUGGAUUUGGCGCUGGGGCUGGGGCCGGCGGUGCCCGGGGAGGCCUGGGCUUCCCGGCCCCGGCCCUGGCCCCACUACACCUCUACUUCUCCUCCUGUUGCUGGGGCCCGUUGUUGCGGAUAUAACUGACGGCAACAGUGAACACCUCAAGCGGGAGCAUUCGCUUAUCAAGCCCUACCAAGGGGUCGGUUCCAGCUCCAUGCCCCUCUGGGACUUCCAAGGCAGCACUAUACUCACGAGCCAGUACGUGCGUUUGACUCCGGAUGAGCGAAGCAAAGAGGGCUCUAUCUGGAACCACCAGCCCUGCUUCCUCAAGGACUGGGAGAUGCAUGUCCACUUUAAAGUCCAUGGUGCUGGGAAGAAGAAUCUCCAUGGAGAUGGCAUUGCCUUGUGGUACACCCGGGACCGCCUUGUGCCAGGGCCUGUGUUUGGGAGCAAAGACAACUUCCAUGGCUUAGCCAUCUUCUUGGACACAUAUCCCAACGAUGAGACCACAGAGCGUGUGUUCCCGUACAUCUCGGUGAUGGUGAACAAUGGCUCCCUGUCCUACGACCAUAGCAAAGAUGGCCGCUGGACCGAGCUGGCGGGCUGCACGGCCGACUUCCGGAACCGCGAUCAUGAUACCUUCCUCGCUGUGCGCUACUCCCGGGGCCGUCUGACGGUGAUGACUGACCUAGAGGACAAGAAUGAGUGGAAAAACUGCAUCGAUAUCACGGGAGUGCGCCUGCCCACAGGCUACUACUUCGGAGCCUCAGCUGGCACGGGAGACCUAUCUGACAAUCAUGACAUCAUCUCCAUGAAGCUGUUCCAGCUGAUGGUAGAACACACUCCUGAUGAAGAGAACAUCGACUGGACCAAGAUUGAGCCCAGCGUUAAUUUCCUCAAGUCACCCAAAGAUAAUGUGGAUGACCCGACCGGCAACUUCCGCAGCGGACCGCUGACGGGGUGGCGGGUGUUCCUGCUGCUGCUCUGUGCGCUCCUUGGGAUCAUCGUGUGCGCCGUGGUUGGGGCCGUAGUGUUUCAGAAGCGGCAGGAGCGGAACAAGCGUUUCUACUGAGUGGCUGGUGCUCUGCUCCGGGGAAGGGCCUAAUUUUGGGCCCCAGCACUAAUGUGAACUUUUUUUUUUUACUGGGAUUGUAAAAGAAAAAUAAGACAACCUUAUUUCUUAACUGUUUCAAAGAAAUGAUUAAAAGUAUUUUCGUACAUUUUGCUUCUUGCCCAGCAAGGACAGGCUGCAGGGCUAGGGAAUAGGGUUUGGCACCCCCACAGCUGGGGACAGAGGUCCUCGCCCCUCGCCAGUAUCUCAGGAGCAGGAAGGAAGCUGUGUCUGGGGCUGGGCCCUGGCAGGCUCUUGAACACUGGAGGGCCCCUCAACCACAUUAGGGUGGGAGCCUGAAGACGUGAGCAGUGAUUUUGUUCUCUGCAGGGUGUGUCGGUGGAAGAGGAGACUGACUGGGGAACCUGGGCCUUCCCAGUUGCCCUCUGAGCUGCUUCCUAAGGCAGACCCUUGAGUGAGGCUGGAGGAGCAAUCUGGUAGGGCUCAGAGGGUGACCAUUUGCUAAAUAAAGUGAAACAACCAACUUCA